Messenger RNA from Lymnaea stagnalis (great pond snail), 5526 nucleotides. NCBI's taxonomy places the organism in Eukaryota, Metazoa, Mollusca, Gastropoda, Lymnaeidae. The record is from the annotation of a GenBank genome assembly.
UGCUUUCUGUUGAAUUCGUUAUUUAGAGAAUUUUAGCCUGUAAGUGUAAGAUAUUCUUUUCCGGUACAAGCAAAAAUGGCAGGUGGAAAGCAAAACAAGCUGUCUAGAGAAGAAGAGCUUUUGCUCCAGGAUUUUAGUAGGAAUGUUUCUACUAAAUCAUCCGCAUUGUUUUAUGGCAACGCUUUCAUCGUAUCUGCAAUACCGAUGUGUAAGUCAUUUAUAAAUGUCAAUGUAAACGCAUUCAAUAGACUUAAGCGCUUGUCAAAUCCAUUUCUUCAUUGUUGACGUGGCGAUUACCGGGUUCCCCAGAAUGCUGAAGAAUAAUAAGUAAAUUAUUUUUAUAAACUAAUAAAGACUAUUAAAAUUAUUUGCCUUGGUAAAAGCUUAUGGUUAAAGUACGGAUAAUAAUAAUUAUGUUAAUAAUUUGUCAAAUUCUUACUAAUUUUACAGGACUUAGUUAAUGUUAAUGAUGUACUUAGAUACUUUGGUCAAAAAUGAAAACAUUUUUUUAAAAUAAACCAAUGGCACAGUUGAAUAGAGCUAAUUUUAAACAGAAUUAUAACACCAAAAUCAUAUUUUUAGCUGUUGUAGUUUUCAAGUUAUGAAUUUUUAAAGUACGACUUGGUUUGUCAAUUUUUAACAUGGACUGCAUCUCCACAUUCUGUGACCUCAUUCCACUGAUCGCGUCAUGCGCAAUGACUAUAUAGUUUAUAUAAGGCAACGCAUUCCCUAACGCUAAAAUACUGUUUAGGGUCGACUUAUUUUAAACUUUCAACUUUGGCACAUGAAUAAUUAAUAAAAGCUUUCCCUGACCAAUGGUUUAAUAGCUUUUGCACACGGCAAACUCUUAUGAAUGAAACUCUGAGAUAGUACUACGACGUAGCCGUUAUGCAAGUGGCUGUGAAUGGUUGCCAAUGACAACGUGUUGCACAGGGAAAAUUCUGAUCAUUUAUAAUAUGGACUCUGCAGGGUUUUUAAAGCUCAAAUUAAAACAUUUCCAGUUUAAAUGUCUUCAAAAUGCAUUCUGAAACACAAAAUAUAAAAUAUUUUGAUGUAUAUAGUGGUAAUAAUUAAAUAUUUCCUAAGUAUCGACAACUUCCGCCAUUAAAAAGGGGGCGUGGCCCACGCCAUGUCGAAAUUAGGCUGAGCCACCUUAUGGUGAUAUGGGUCACUGUGACAAAUGUAACAAAUGUGAGACACGACCUACAUCAAUGAAACUUGGCACAGAUAUAGAUCAAUAUCUAAUGCUCAUACAGAUUUAAUCAAAAAGGACCUUAUCUUAUUAUUUCACAAAAAAUUUUGUAUGCAAAGAUGCCUUAUAUAUACCAAAGAUUUUCAAAAUAAAGGUCGAUUGAAAAAAGCAAAAUAGCUGGUUAGAAAUGUAGGCCAAGAUGUCUUCCAAAUUAUAAGGCCGGAAACGGAACUCAAAUAUAUGUGGAAAGAACUAAUUUAAUAAUAAAUAGACACACACAUCGGAAAAUUUAAAAACUCGGAUUUUUCGGCGCCGGCGCCCAUUUCCGAUACAAAAAAAUAGUAGUCUCCCUUGUUUCAUCGAAGUAUCUAAUGUACUUUACUGAUGUGGUAGUAUUAGUACUAGUAGUAGUAGUAGGCUAAGUAGGCGUAGGGCAGGGAAAUAAUUGAAAUAUCAGUUUGAAAUUGUCCAGUUUAGACUUGAGUAAAGCAUUAGAAUACAACAUUUGAAAUCUCCUCAUGAUAGUAUAAUUAAGGUUCACUUAACAUUUGCAGCAAACUUUAGAUUUUUCAAUUUUGUUCCUUAUUUUUUUAAUGCAUUUUAUUCAUCAUUACAGGGUUGUUUUGGCGCAUUCAUCAGAUGGAUCUUUACCAGUCAGCAAUCAUCUUUGUCAUCGGCACCAUCAUCAGCACAUAUCUAGUUGCAUUAGCUUAUAAAAAUGUCAAGUUCAUUUUGAAGCACAAGUUUGUAUAUCUUUUAAAUAUAUUACUUUAAAUAAAAUUAGGCCUAUUUAUUGAACAUUUAAUGACUAAUGUAUUAAUUUUAAUUUAAAAUUACCUCCAAAAGCAGUUAUCAAAUGCUUUUGUUUAAAAAAUUGUAUUGCUGUUGUUAGUUAAUUUAAAUAAUAAUUACAGAAUUGCUCUGAAGAGAGAAGACGCUGUUGCAAAAGAGAUGAUGAAAAAGCUUGCUGAUGAUAAACGCAUGACUAAAAAAGAAAAGGAUGAAAGGCAAGUUAUAGCUAUGUUGUCUUGUCAUAAUUUAAUUCAUUUUGAGUGAGUGAAAAUUAAAAAAUUAAUUAAAUAUUUGCACACAGGUAAAAACAAUUUAUUGGCAGCUGAUGAUGACUGGAUGCCAUCUAAUUCAAUAGUUCUACAAAGUUUUAAAAAUAUUUUUGAUGUAAUAGUUUAACAUACAUCUCCAUUAUUUCAGAGUUUUGUGGAAAAAGAAUGAAGUUGCAGAUUAUGAAGCUACUACAUUCUCCAUCUUUUACAACAAUGCUUUGUACUUAGUACUUCUCAUCGUAGCAUCGUUUUUCCUUUUGAAAAACUUCAAUCCAGUUGUGUAUCCUUUUACCUUGUAAUAGAAUGAUAAUGCAUGCUGGGAAUGUCAUAUGCUAUAAAUUCUUACUAUCCUUGAAAUAAAUGCUUAACCCUAUCAUUAACGCUGGUUUUGGCAUCAAUUUUCGCUGACUUGCAAUAAAAUUGCUUAUUAACUUCUCUAUAUAUUUACGAAUAAAGAAAUAUAUAGUAUAUAGCAUUGAAAUAUGACGUCGAAGUGACGUCCUUGGUAUUUCAGAAAAGUUCUUUGCCUCUUUGCUAUGAUGACAAUGUGACGUCCUUGGUAAUUGAAAGUGGGUGAUCGUGACAUGGCAUCGACGUAAUCUGUUACAAAAGGAUUAAUGGGGCAUUAUGAUAAAUUUAGAGAUUGUUUCCUGUAUCCUCUGCAUCGCUGAAUAAUCCUAUAUCAAAUACUAUAUAACAUGCAGUUUAACUAUUCCCUAUGGUUGCUACUGGGGGGGUUCUGAUGCACGCAUUCAAAUAUGUAAGCAUGGCCUGAUGACAAACCUCAUUAUUUAAAAUAGCUAUGAAAUCACACACACACACAUCAAUAAUUCUGGUGAGGGUAUGAUUCUUUUUUAUCUUGUUUCACUUCAAUCAAUGUGUUUUAGUACAGUGCGUCUAUAUCUGGCAUAUGUUUGUCUGAGAUGCCAAAAAUCUUGUUUAUUUUGGGAUAAUGUUGUGUUGUUUGUUGUGCUGUCAACAAGUACCUGCCUGACACUAACUGCCUGAGCAAUGAAAUUGAUUCACAGGGUAUGAAAUUGAUUCUCUGGUUGCUGAUUUUAAGAAUUUUUUUUAAAAAAUGAGAAAAUAUUGAAAUUAUAAAAAAUAAACGAGUUUCGCUGUUUGUCAUAUUAAAGUAUAGGCUAAUGUAAUUAAGGUGUUUUUAAUAAUAAAAUUUAAAUUAACUACACCAUUUCAAAGUGUGGUUAUAGGACAAGUGCAUGACGAAUGUAGAAGUUGUUGUGUAGGCAAAUGGUAACAUCUGCAAUCGAUAGACUCAUCGGACUAACCCACCAUUUUGAUUUAUAUUACUCCAGUGAUAAUAGUGCUUCAUAAAUAAGGUUCUUAACAGCAUUGAUACUGAAUUAGUCUUCUCCACCUGGUACCCGGGUAUCGGCUCUGUGGGUCGACAAGUACUCAGGCAAGUGGUUUUUUUUUUUAUUUUUGAGAGCUGGAAAAUACUAAUUAAUUUCAAGUAAUUGGAAGUAUUAAUUAAUGUUAUCCCAGCCACAGAUUAACUAAUUAAAUAUAUUUUUCAGUUAAAUUAAAAGCAAAGUGCUGUUUGGAUUGGUUGGAUUAAUUUAAUAUGUACUAACUGAGAAAGUAGAUAACAAGAAAAUUGAACCACAUGGAAAUUUUGAAAGUUCAUUUCAAAAUGUGAUGCUAAAAUUAAAUUCAAGGCAAAGUUAGUUCUGUCUGUGUGUUGAGAAAUGUUUUUUGGGGAUAUAAUCCUUGCAGGUCUUCCCAUUCCUUAAGUACUUCGACCAGUAUGUUAUGUUUGCAAAAUACAACUAAACAGCAACCAUUUUGGUGGUAAGAAGUUAUAGAGGUUUGAAAAAGCCUUAGGUAAUAAAGAAUAAAGUGGUUGAAGUUGAAGAGUUGUUGGUCUUUAUGAUAAGUUCUUAUUUUGUGUUGCAAUAUUAAAACAUAAUGUACACUAUUUAAUUUCUUCUUUAAAAGAUUGUUUGUUACAUUAAUACCAACAUUUCCUUAACGACUUUGCAGCAAUUACUCCCUGUCAGUUGGAUCUGCUGCUGGUUUACUGGCUCUUUUUUCUACAAGCAGUAAAGUUUGAUAGAUUAAGAUAUGUGAAUGUACUUUAAAUAGUUUGGAUAGGGUGAAUGUUUUUGCAUUUACAAGUAUAAGCCAGUUUUUGGUUUAUUUUCAUAUAUUUUAUUUUGAAGUUAUCACAUACGAAAAUAGUUUCAAAAUAACCUUUUUUUCUGAAACAACAUUGUAUGCAUGCUUGUAUACAUUUAAAUAUUUUUAUUGUGCAUCAUUUAUUGAUGCUUAUGAAAAUAAACAAAUUUCAAAUCAUUCCACUUGUUUGCUUACAGUGCCUUUCCUUUUUUUAUUAUUGUAAUUUAAACAAGGCCUGCACAACAUACGGCCCGCCAGCACCUACUUUGUGGCCCGCCAGCACCUACUUUGUGGCCCGCCUUACAUUUUGAGUUGUGCAGGCCUGCUUUAAUUUUUAAACCAUUAUUUAUAUCUUUCAUUUUCUGGUUAACUUAUUUGAACUUUUUUGUGAGAAAUCAUUUUCUUCUUCAGUUAAUAAAUCUGCUUUAAAUAUAUAUUCUAUAUUUAGUAUAUUUAGAUUGUUCCCAUCAUAAUUUAAAAAACAAUGACCACUAAUUUACCACUAAGCUGGUAAUGGUAAUAGACUUUGGUGUCCAGUUCCAAGAAAUCAAUCACUUUGUUGAAAGUGGACACUCUGCUGCCCCCAUCUCUAUCCUAUGAAGAUGAAUUUAGUAAAAGGUAUGCAUUUUUAGAAUAAAUAGUACUGGAGCCAUAUUUCAUUAUGAGGUUAUAAAUUAUUAUACUUUAACCCAGUACCGUAGAGUAAUAGAUGAUACGAAAUUUAAAGGAAUUGAAUGAACUAUACCGUACCAGAGCAAGACAUCUAGAAGGAAUGUCAAAUCUACCGUAUCACAGAAGCUAUUGGCUCAAUACCUGGAUAGAUAUUGUAUCAGCUGGUGGGGAAUGGUUAAAGUCAGGGGUCUCAAACUCGCGGCCUGCAAUAGGAUAUUUUGUGGCCCACUACAUGACAUCAAAUUUUAGUGUUAAUCCGGCUCGCGCGUUUUUCCAAAUUCUCAUUAACGUGACCGUCUGCAACGGUUUCAGUCAAAUCUCACAGACUAGUCUAAUUCUGAUUUUUAUUAUGUUUGAAUAGAUUUAGACAUUGAUUAUAAUGGUAAAUACCGUUUUAAAAUCGGAAUCAAAGUUUUUAUUUUAUAGCAUUUUAUGAGACAAACAUGGCGAAAGUGUUUUGAG